GGAGAGAACAUUUGUGUUGCUGACCGGCUGAGAGUUGAACUCGCAUCAGCAGCACCAAUGAACAGUGAGAGAGACCUGCGCAUAUCGUCAGCAGCCGCUUCCCCAGACUCCAGCUAAAAAUUCGUCAGAUCUCAGAUCACAGAGGAUUUUUUUCUCAUUCAGUCCGGCUAGAAAGGAUAUUCGCAAAAGUUUCAGGAUAUAGUCAGCGUACACCUAACAUACCCCCGGCUCAUCUGCUCAGUCAGAGGUCCUCUUAUUGCAACUAUGAGUGGCCGGAGCAGGGUGGCCUGUCUGUGUCUCUGGGCUUAUUUGCUUAUCACCAACAGCGUGCAAGCUGGGAAAAGCUCUGGGCAGAACGGCAUGACAGAUGAGCAGAAAGAUAACACCACAGUGUUCACUAAGAUCUUAGACAGCCUUCUGGACGGCUAUGACAAUCGCCUCCGGCCAGGACUGGGAGAGCGUGUAACUGAAGUCAAGACUGACAUUUUUGUGACUAGUAUCGGACCAGUUUCGGACCAUGACAUGGAGUACACCAUCGAUGUCUUCUUCAGACAGAGCUGGAAGGAUGAAAGACUAAAGUUCAAAGGCCCCAUGGCCGUCCUACGUCUCAACAACCUGAUGGCCAGCAAGAUCUGGACCCCCGAUACUUUCUUCCACAACGGCAAGAAGUCCGUGGCUCACAACAUGACCAUGCCCAACAAGCUGCUGCGGAUCACGGAGGAGGGCACGCUGCUCUACACCAUGAGGCUUACAGUAAGAGCAGAAUGCCCCAUGCACCUGGAAGACUUCCCUAUGGAUGCCCAUGCCUGUCCGUUGAAGUUUGGCAGCUAUGCCUACACCAGAGCAGAGGUGGUGUACGUGUGGACGAGAGGCGCCGCUCAGUCCGUGGUGGUGGCAGAGGACGGAUCCAGAUUAAACCAGUAUGAUCUGAUGGGGCAGAGCGUGGAUUCUGGUGUGGUGCAGUCCAGUACAGGAGAGUACGUUGUGAUGACAACCCACUUUCACCUGAAGAGGAAAAUUGGCUACUUUGUGAUCCAGACGUAUCUGCCCUGCAUCAUGACAGUCAUCCUCUCCCAGGUGUCUUUCUGGCUGAACAGAGAGUCCGUCCCUGCCAGGACUGUCUUUGGAGUGACCACUGUGCUGACCAUGACCACUCUCAGUAUCAGUGCCAGGAACUCUCUCCCAAAAGUGGCUUAUGCCACGGCCAUGGACUGGUUUAUUGCCGUCUGCUACGCCUUCGUCUUCUCGGCCCUUAUUGAGUUUGCCACCGUGAACUACUUCACUAAGAGAGGUUACGCUUGGGAUGGAAAGAGUGUGGUGCCCGAGAAGCAAAAGAAGAAGAAGGAGUCUCUCCUGAAGAAGAACAACACCACAGCCUACCCAACUGCCACCGCUACGCCCUUCGCCCCCAACCCCGCCAGGAACCCUGGAUUGGCCACAAUUGCCAAAAGCGCCCCCCCACCCCCAGAUGAGCCCAAGGAGGAGCCAAAGCCCAAGCCCCCCGAGGCCAAGAAGACCUUUAACAGUGUGAGCAAGAUAGACAGGAUUGCCAGAAUAGCCUUCCCUCUGCUCUUUGGAACCUUUAACUUGGUCUACUGGGCAACCUACUUGAAUAAGAAGCCCAAAUUGCAGGGGAUGGGUCACACCUAAUUCAUGUUUCACCCCUUUUAAAUUCAAUGUUCUUUCAUUUUCUUUGUUAUUCCUCUUACUUAAAAGUAUUUAUUUUGAGAUAAACAUUGUGUCCAUGCGGGUUUGAAUUCCCAGUUGUUACAUUGCUUCUAUGUUUACCUAAAUUUUGAGGAUUUUGAAGAAACAAAAUAUGAGAAAAAAAAAAAGAUAUGUAAUAAUACAAACUUUUGGAAGGGUGUUUGUUCAGGUCUAAGAUGAUGCUAUAAAAUGCUACUAUAAAUAUCUAGCCAACAGAAUGCUAUUCUACCACUUCACAUAGCCCACAUUUGUUAAGGGGCUGCUGUUUCCGUUUUCUUUGUCCUUUUUUCUUCUUUUAUUUUUUCCUUUCUGGUUCGGCGUCACAGGCACUGUAAAAGGCACUUGUGUAAAUGCAUGGGUAGGGCAUUUUAUUAUUUUCAUUUUAUUUGAUCAAAAUACAGAUCGGCAUUGACUGCUGGCUUAUUUUAUUUGCUCUGCUCAUACUCGUUCAAAAGAAAUCUCUUCCAUUAACCGUAGAUGUUUUAGGACAUCAUGACAUUCUUCAAGGUAUUUUAGGUUUUCUGCAAUAGCAAUAAAACAUGUCUCGGUGGACACUGUUUAUUUAGAGAUCAAAAUAUUAAGUUCCAUCAUCCCUGUACUCAGCAUUGAAAAUAUAUUGAUUUCCUUUGUCAGCAUUGUAAAUAUUAUCGGAUGUCAGAAAUGUCUAUAUUAUGUUGAAACUUUGCAAAGUGUAACUAAAGGGUAUGUUACCUGAAUCCAUGAUAACACAAUCUUUUUAUUCAAUUUUUUUUUCUCUCUUUAUGAUACCUUCCACAAAAGAACAAAUAAUAUAUAUUGGUCUAAUUCAUGCUUAAGUGACUGUUUCUCACCAAAUUAACAUUCCCACUCAAAGCUGCUUUCACACUGAAGUUAAAUAUUAUUCAAAGGUGCAUUUGUGCACACACUAACGGCAUCAACGGCAACAACAUCAUAACUGGUAUACACUGAGAUCGGCUAGUUGUACGCAAGAAUGUGAACUCAUCUCAAAUCCUGGAGUGCAUUUUACAUUUAGAAAUUAAACGUGUCAUUUGUUUAAUUUUGUUUGGAAUAUUUUAUUUAUUUAGUUACCCAUUUAUUUUUUUUCCCUUUUUUUUCUUCCUUCUGGCUUUUGACUAUUUAUGGUGGGGCCUACUUUGCCAAACCACCAUAUGUAGGAAAGUUGAGUUUUGUGUCAGUUCUAAAGUGGUUGGGCACAUUGAGACGGUGGAGAAGUGCCUUUUCCAUUUUCAGAGUUGCAGCCGUGAUGGCUCUGACUUUGUGGAUUGGUGGCGCAUCUGUAUUUUCCAUCCCACUGUGUCCGCUGAUCAUGUUUACCACACUUCCAUCUCCAUUGGGUCGAGAAAAUCGAGACAAAACAACUCAGAAAGUACCAGCUACACUGCCUUCAGUAUCACAUGCCCGUUUGGAGUCAUUUGUUGCUGCUUGUUGGUGAGCAACGGCGAGAGAGACAGGGACAGAGAGAGAGAGGGACAAAGAGAAAAAAGACGUUGAGUUAAAGUGGCACUGUAAUCUUAUGUUUGCCGGCGCUGUGUGUUUCUCACAGAGGACUUGUCUUGUAGUUCUAUGAUAGUGACGAAGACGAAUAUAUUUUUGUAGCAUGAUGUCAAUCCCUCUUCCGAUAAAAACCAACAGAAACUAAAGUGAAAAUUAAUGGGGUUUUUUUGGUUUCUUUGUUUUCUUGCCUUGAACAUUGCUUGCUUCCUUUUGCUUCUUUUAACUCUUAAAAAAAAAGAAAAAUCACACUUUUUAGGAAAUGCAUCUUCUUCUCUGAUGUGGCACGUAAAGGUUUCUGAACAGUCCAUUUUAAAUUACGUUAAUGUAGCAAUAUCAAUUAGCAAGGGCUUUUCUUAGGACCUGAACCUGACACUCAGUCUGGGAGCGAUAUCCAUCUGUAGCUUUACAACGACCAGUCUGUACUUGUAGUUUCAUCUGAGCGCUGUACAUGAUAAUUAAGAUAUUCUACUUCUGUUCAGUUAAAGGUAACAGGCCUUGCAUUGUCCAACCAUCUCGGGUUCUGAAAGUCUUUGGCUCCCGCUCUAACUCCCUCUUUGACAGCGUCAGCAGUUAGAGGUGCACCAGACCACUUCCAUGGAUUCUCAGUGUGUUCCCCUGAAUAUGUUUUACAAGCGUUGUACAGGUCAAAAAAAAAGAAGCAUAUUAGAAGUGGGAAGAGUUUUCUGUGUAUUAUUAGGAUCAGGGUGAAUAGACGAUGCUGUUACCAGAGAGAAACCAAGGAAGAGAUUAGAGCUUGUUGCUGUUGUUAUUAUUUGCAUUAUCUUUAUGACCAAUACUGAAUCUAUCUCCAAAUGGAAGACGACGUAACGAGCAUAUGCAAGCGGUCUACUGUUCACAGCCACUUAAUCUACAAGCAGAGAGUCAAGGAACUGUAAAGUUUAGGGUGAAGAGUUGUAUAAAUAUAUUUGAAUUCUAAACUAUUGUAUGUAUGUUUAUUAUCAUGAAAAAAAAAUAGAUAUAUACAUAUGUAAAAUACAUAAUGCAUACAGUAUUUGAUUCUAUUAAUGAAGAUAUUAGCUAAGAUGAUGAUGAUUAUCGUUUGUUUUAUCAACCUAUUGUUAUGCAUUUUGCACAUUUAGAAGACAAUUGCAUUACAUUUAUGUAGUAAGCUUUGUGCUAUGCAAGGACAGCUUUGAACCACAUCACUGACCUUCUUCUUCUCCCUCAUCCAGCUUCAGAUUUACAAGCUACCAAGAAAAAAGAAAUACAUUUAAAAAAAAAAAAAAACUUGCUUAGCUUUUCUAUCAGCUGCACAUCCAUGAGCAUCCCCCCCCUCCCCCUCCUCCUCCCAUCCAUGGCUAUACAGGGUGACAUGAACGAAAACAGUAGAUUUUGUUUAUCCUUUGUUUUGCGCUUUGAUUUUGUGUGGGUUGAAGGGGGGUAAUGGCUUUCAUUGUUGACUGCACUUUUUCUCCAGAGGCGUGUAAUUGAGCAGAAAGUCCGGGAACAAAACUAAAAACAGCAUGUUUUGUUCAGCUCUCGAGCUCGUUUGUUCAUGUGAAGAUGGAGACAGGUGAAAAUAGGACUUUGCUAAAAGGGUCGUUUUUGUUUCUUCUUUGCUUUUUCCGGAGCUCAGUGAUAGUAAAAAAGGUGCGACUUUAGGAGACUUUCGGUUUUGACAGAGUAAAAAGUGAAUUUUGUACUGAAGAUCUCUGCUGGAAGCAUCUUUGCUAAGCCCCCUAUCUUGUACCUCAAGCAGGAUGGAACAAAGGCUAAAGACCAUUUACAAAUACUUUUGAGCCAGGUCUGCUUUUGCUACAUUUAUAAUGCUCCACAGAGAGAAUGUGAAUAUGAGUCACAGUGCAAUCAUGAGCUUCCAACUUUCCCCUUCACACCCGGGCAGUUCAUUCAUGUAAAUAACACAUAGGUAGUCACACGAGUCAUUUAUGUUGUUUGAUGCGAGGUCCAUUGCAGUUCUCAGCAGCUCUUGCUUUCCAACACUGAGUCUUUGGUUAUUCCUAGAUACCUACUGGAGUUUUCUUGUAUUUUUAUCGAGCAAAAUAUGUUCUGAUUUUCACUAAGAUGUAAAGAAAAAAAAAAAAUUUUCUAAAGCACAAAAUUUGAUUAGGGUAAGAGGAAUUGACUGUAUCCAUAAACACACAUACCAAACGCACACGAGCUCACAUAUACACACACAGUACAGUACAUAUAUGCUGGUAGUCGAGUGAAACUGGUAAAGGGUUGUGGCUGACGUAGACGAAAUGGUAAACCUUCUGUAAAUGUUUUCUUUUGUUUCUUUUGGUUAUGAUACAGCCCUGUAAAAUCUGAUUCUCUGCAUUAGUCUUUAAAUAAAAAGAAA
Cololabis saira (Pacific saury) is the source of this 5521-nucleotide messenger RNA. RefSeq names its product gamma-aminobutyric acid type A receptor subunit alpha1 (gene gabra1). The transcript is spliced from 10 exons. Bases 265 to 1650 code for a protein of 461 amino acids. Lineage: Eukaryota; Metazoa; Chordata; Actinopteri; Beloniformes; Belonidae. Gene Ontology annotation, molecular function: inhibitory extracellular ligand-gated monoatomic ion channel activity; benzodiazepine receptor activity; GABA-A receptor activity. Gene Ontology annotation, cellular component: synapse; dendrite membrane; neuron projection. The record is from RefSeq and is a predicted model, not a curated record. Gene Ontology annotation, biological process: signal transduction; regulation of postsynaptic membrane potential; synaptic transmission, GABAergic.